UUGUGUUGCUGCCGGAGAACCAGAGACGGUCCUGCUGCGGCCGCAAGCCCUUCCAGCCACCUGACAAUGUCGUCUCAUUUAGUAGAGCAGCCGCCGGCCCCGCACAACAACAACAACAACUGCGAGGAAGGUGAACAACCUUUGCCCCCGCCAGCCGGCCUCAACAGUUCCUGGGUGGAGCUACCCAUGAACAGCAGCAAUGGCAAUGAUAAUGGCAAUGGGAAAAAUGGGGGACUAGAACAUGUACCGUCUUCAUCCUCUAUCCACAAUGGAGACAUGGAGAAGGUUCUUUUGGAUGCACAACACGAAUCAGGACAGAGUAGUUCAAGAGCCAGUUCUCACUGUGACAGCCCUUCCCCACAAGAAGAUGGGCAGAUUAUGUUUGAUGUGGAGAUGCACACCAGCAGGGACCAUAGCUCUCAGUCAGAAGAAGAAGUUGCAGAAGGAGAGAAAGAAGUUGAUGCGUUGAAGAAAAGCGUUGACUGGGUGUCUGACUGGUCCAGUAGACCUGAAAACAUUCCACCUAAGGAGUUCCACUUCAGACACCCCAAACGCUCUGUCUCUUUAAGCAUGAGGAAAAGUGGGGCCAUGAAGAAAGGGGGUAUUUUCUCCGCAGAAUUCCUUAAGGUGUUCAUUCUGUCUCUCUUCCUCUCUCAUAUUUUGGCUUUGGGCCUAGGCAUCUAUAUUGGAAAGCGACUCAGCACACCUUCUGCCAGAAAGAACAGCCCCAGAAAAGCGUGUGACCUGUGA
Messenger RNA from Lutra lutra (Eurasian river otter), 750 nucleotides. RefSeq names its product BCL2/adenovirus E1B 19 kDa protein-interacting protein 3-like. Gene Ontology annotation, biological process: defense response to virus; mitochondrial outer membrane permeabilization; positive regulation of apoptotic process. Lineage: Eukaryota; Metazoa; Chordata; Mammalia; Carnivora; Mustelidae. Gene Ontology annotation, cellular component: mitochondrial envelope; mitochondrial outer membrane; nucleus. Bases 67 to 750 code for a protein of 227 amino acids. The record is from RefSeq and is a predicted model, not a curated record. The transcript has a single exon.